Camellia sinensis is the source of this 4064-nucleotide messenger RNA. Its product is annotated as phospholipase D zeta 1. Gene Ontology annotation, cellular component: plasma membrane. The record is from RefSeq and is a predicted model, not a curated record. Gene Ontology annotation, biological process: phosphatidic acid biosynthetic process; intracellular signal transduction; phospholipid catabolic process. Gene Ontology annotation, molecular function: D-type glycerophospholipase activity. NCBI's taxonomy places the organism in Eukaryota, Viridiplantae, Streptophyta, Magnoliopsida, Ericales, Theaceae.
AUAGUUUCUCUCACUAAAAUCCAAGCUUUCUCUCUCUAUAUCUACAUCUAUAUAUAUAAUUUUGAGUGAAGCUUUGUUUUCUCUCUCUACUCUGAAAGAGGACAUGCCAAAGCGAGUUACUGGCGAUUCGACUAGGUGCAGAGAGAGAGUAUUCGAAUGUCGUCGGAAUAUCCCACUACCGGCGCCGCAAAGUACGUUCCAAUCCAGCCCUACGGCCCAGAACCGCCGAGAAUAUUCGAAGAACUUCCUAGAGGAACGAUUGUUUCAGUUUCGAGACCCGACGCUAGCGAUAUUAGCCCCCUGCAAUUGUCUUACACCAUUGAAAUCCAAUACAAACAGUUUAAGUGGCGCUUACUAAAGAAAGCUUCACAAGUUAUCUAUUUACACUUUGCUUUGAAGAAGCGUGCAAUAAUUGAGGAACUUCAUGAGAAACAAGAGCAGGUAAAAGAAUGGCUUCUCAACAUUGGAAUAGGAGACCAGACAGCAGUUGUGCAUGACAAUGAUGAACCUGAUGAUGGAGCUGUUCCCAUACAUCAUGAAGAUGGUGCAAAAACCAGAUAUGUUCCAUCCAGGGCUGCUUUGCCAAUCAUUCGUCCAGCACUGGGAGCACAGCAGACCAUUUCAGAAAAUGCAAAAGUCGCAAUGCAAGGGUAUCUGAACCACUUUUUGGGAAACAUGGAUAUUGUGAAUUCACGAGAGGUCUGCAAGUUUUUGGAGGUCUCUAAGUUAUCGUUUUCACAAGAAUAUGGUCCAAAGUUGAAAGAAGGUUAUGUAAUGGUUAAGCAUCUUGCAAAAAUUCCAAAGGAUGACGAUUGUCAUGUGUGUCGUUUGUUUGACUAUUGUAACAAAAAUUGGCAAAAGGUUUGGGCUGUAUUGAAACCUGGGUUCUUGGCCUUACUGGAAGAUCCUUUUGAUACCAACCUUUUAGAUAUAAUCAUUUUCGAUGUGUUGCCAGCUUCAAAUAAAGAUAAAGAGGACCAAGUACAUUUGGCAGAGGAGAUAAAGCAUCGCAAUCCUUUACGUUAUGCAGUUAAGGUUUCUUGUGAAAACCGGAUCAUUAAGUUAAGAACCACAAGUAAUGCUAAAGUCAAAGCAUGGGUUUCUGCAAUCAAUGAUGCUGGUCUAAAGCCUCUUGAGGGUUGGUGUCAUCCACAUCAGUUUGGUUCUUUUGCUCCUCCAAGAGGUUUGAUUGAAGAUGGCAGUCAAGCUCAAUGGUUUGUAGAUGGCAAAGAAGCAUUUGAAGCAAUUGCCUCUUCUAUAAAGACUGCAAAAUCAGAGAUAUACAUAACUGGAUGGUGGCUUUGUCCAGAGCUGUAUUUGAGACGUCCCUUUCACAAUCACAGUUCCUCCCGGCUUGAUGCUUUACUUAAAGCGAAAGCUAAGGAAGGGGUCCAGAUUUACAUUCUUCUCUACAAGGAAGUUUCUAUUGCUUUGAAAAUUAACAGUUCAUACAGUAAGCAACUGUUGGUUGACAUUCACGAGAACGUGAAAGUACUGCGCUAUCCUGACCGUUUCCCUACUGGCAUUUACUUAUGGUCACACCAUGAGAAACUUGUCAUUGUUGAUUACAACAUUUGCUUUAUUGGAGGACUAGAUCUAUGCUUUGGCCGUUACGACACAAUUGAACACAAAGUGGGUGAUUACCCUCCGUCCAUAUGGCCUGGAAAGGACUACUAUAACCCACGAGAACAUGAACCAAAUUCUUGGGAAGACACCAUGAGAGAUGAACUGGAUCGUGAAAAAUAUCCUCGCAUGCCUUGGCAUGAUGUCCAUUGUGCUCUUUGGGGACCAGCCUGUCGUGAUAUUGCUAGACACUUUGUUCAGCGUUGGAACCAUGCUAAGAGAAAUAAAGCUCCAAAGAAGCAAGCAAUUCCUCUACUUAUGCCACACCACCACAUGGUGCUCCCACAUUACAUGGGAAGAAGCAGAGAGAUAAAUGUGGAGAGUAAUACAGAGGUAAAGCAGAAAGACAUCAGUAGACAAGAUUCCUUUUCCUCCCGAUCACCGUUGGAAGAUAUUCCCUUGCUUUUGCCUCCUGAAGCUGAUAAUACAUUAAAUGGCCUAGACAACCAUCAAUUUCAACGUAAUCUCGACCGGCCAAGCAAGAUUGGUCAAAGUCCUCCAUUCUCCAUCCCACAGCCCAAAGUUGAACCUUUAAUUCCAGAUAUGCAGAUGAAAGGUGUUGUAGAUGACCUUGAUUUUAUGGACCUUCAAAGUGAAACGAGUAUAGAUGUAGUGGCACAGUCUGACAUACAAAAUUCAGAUGAGUGGUGGGAAACACAAGAGCGAGGUUAUCAGGAUGUUUUGGCUGAUGAAACUGCACAAGUUGGUCCUCGUACCCCAUGUCGGUGUCAGGUUAUCAGAAGUGUCAGCCAGUGGUCUGCUGGAACCAGUCAAAGUGAAGAUAGCAUUCAUACAGCAUAUUGUUCUCUCAUUGCGAAUGCAGAACACUUUGUCUACAUUGAGAAUCAAUUUUUCAUAUCAGGCCUUUCAGGGGAUGAAAUCAUACAGAACCGCGUCCUCGAAGCCUUGUAUCGGCGUAUCUUGCGGGCUCACAAAGAGCAGAAGUGUUUCAGGGUGGUUGUCGUCAUACCACUCCUACCCGGAUUCCAGGGGGGUCUGGAUGAUAGUGGUGCAGCAACUGUGAGAGCGAUAAUGCAUUGGCAGUAUCGAACCAUCUGCAGAGGAAAAAACUCAAUUUUGCAUAAUCUUAAUGCAUUGCUAGGUCCAAAGGCAAACGAUUAUAUUUCUUUCUGUGGCCUUAGGACAUAUGGUAAACUCUCUGAUGGCGGUCCUGUUGUCACAAGUCAGGUAUAUGUUCAUAGCAAAGUGUUGAUAGUUGAUGAUCAUAUUACUGUGCUUGGAUCAUCCAAUGUAAAUGAUAGGAGUUUGCUCGGAUCAAGAGACUCUGAGAUUGGUUUUGUUAUUGAAGAUAAAGAGUUUGUUGAAUCAUCAAUGAACGGAGACCCUUGGAAGGCUGGAAAAUUUGCUUUGAGUCUUCGGCUUUCCCUCUGGUCAGAGCACCUUGGUCUUCAUGCAGGAGAGAUUAAGCGAAUCAGAGACCCCAUAGCUGACUCUACUUACAAAGAUUUGUGGUUGACAACUGCAGAGACUAAUACCACAAUCUACCAAGACGUCUUUGGUUGCGUCCCCAAUGAUCUUAUUCACUCCAGGUCUGCAUUUAGGCAAAGCAUGAACCACUGUAAAGAGAGGAUCGGAUACACCACUAUUGAUUUAGGAGUAGCUCCCGAGAAGCUAGAAAGUUGUGAGGAUGGAGAAACUAAAGUAACCGAUCCAAUGGGUAAACUGAAGUCGUUGAGAGGAUUUCUUGUUCUUUUUCCCUUAGAAUUCCUGUGUGAAGAAGAUUUGAGACCGAUGUUUGUUGAGAGUGAGUUUUAUACAUCUCCACAAGUGUUUCAUUAAGUAGCAUUUAGGAGGAACUGUUGAAAGCAUUAUGAUCGCCAAAAGGAGAAAAUCGUGGUAGCAGUUGAAAUGUGGUUGGCAAAGAGGUCAAGAGCGGCCAACUUUGGAAAGAAGAAAAAGGAUCAAAAGAUGAUCGAACAAGUUGUUUCUGACUCUAACUCAGCUUCUUUCUAGGAGGAGGUGGUUGUCAAUGUUGAGGCAGAAUUUGAAUCAAAAUGAUCUUUUGUUGGAGAUCGGUAAUUAGAAGUUCUAAUGAAGAAACACUUCGUACAUCAAUGCGAAUAGAUUGACCGGUUGUAUAGUAUUGCAUGGAAAAAUAAAUAUAAAUAAAAAAUAAAAAUAGGAAAAAGAAUGAAAAGGAAUACUUAUUAAUCAGUCUUAUUAAUUAGAUUUAUUUAUUUACAAGUCCGGAUUGAUAAAUUUAUCAUUGUAAAUUUAUUUAUAAAAAUAAGAGAGAUUGAUAAAUUUGUCACUUGAUAAAUUUAUUAAUAGAACUUGAUGAGUAAUAAGUCUCAAAGCUAGGGCCUAUUAGUAGUUUAUCUAAAUUAUGAAAGGGGGGAAGGCAGCGUGCAUUGGCAUUGUUAAAUUCGAAUACUGUUUGUAGUUUGCUUUGUUAUGAUUAAAGUUUUGAAUUAUUCCUA